Messenger RNA from Rhododendron vialii, 2589 nucleotides. RefSeq names its product translation factor GUF1 homolog, mitochondrial. Gene Ontology annotation, biological process: positive regulation of translation. The record is from RefSeq and is a predicted model, not a curated record. NCBI's taxonomy places the organism in Eukaryota, Viridiplantae, Streptophyta, Magnoliopsida, Ericales, Ericaceae. Gene Ontology annotation, molecular function: GTP binding; mitochondrial ribosome binding; GTPase activity. Bases 247 to 2328 code for a protein of 693 amino acids. Gene Ontology annotation, cellular component: mitochondrion. The transcript has 11 exons.
UGUUGGAGCACCUCUUAGAAAAUUGGGACCAAACUACCCCAAGACGAUUAUUUGGUGACCGUAGUUGUAAUAACCCUUCUGUAUUCUAGUAAUUCUUCAACUACUCUUUUGCCGCGAAUUAGGGUUUAUUUUUCCCCAUAAAUCAUCAAAUGAUUUACUCCAGGAGAUCUUAAAAUAGCCCUGAACUUCUACCAGAUUUGGGUUUCAUCGUAAACCCUCAAAUGGGUUGUUUCAGAAGAGCUUCAUAUGCUUCAGAUUACCAAAGUUAAGGUCUUUGAUAUUCGAUUAGGGUUUGAUCGUAAACCUCAAAUGGGUUAUUUGAGAAGAGCUUCAAAUACCAUCAGUUUACCAAAGUUAAGGUCUUUAUCUGCUAUAAAUAGAGUUAACCCAGUUGAGAGUAGACUCAAUUGGAACCAAUUUGGGUGGAAUCACCAUGCCUUCUGUUCUCAUUCUCGCCAAAAUAGCAAAGACAAUGCCAAUUCCAUUGAUUUAAGCCAGUACCCAACUGAAAGGAUUAGGAAUUUUUCCAUUAUUGCCCAUGUUGAUCACGGCAAGUCGACGCUUGCUGACCGGCUUUUGGAGCUCACCGGGACCAUAAAGAGAGGACAUGGUCAGCCUCAGUACCUAGAUAAGUUACAGGUAGAAAGAGAAAGGGGAAUAACCGUCAAAGCCCAGACAGCAACUAUGUUCUAUGAUCACAAGUUUCAGGGUGCCAAUGAUAUUGAUGUGCAAGAACCCCGAAGGUUUUUGCUAAACUUAAUCGACACCCCUGGUCAUGUAGAUUUCAGCUAUGAAGUAUCAAGAUCCUUAGCUGCUUGUCAAGGUGCUCUUUUGGUUGUUGAUGCUGCCCAAGGUGUCCAGGCACAAACUGUUGCCAACUUUUAUCUUGCUUUUGAGUCCAACCUGACAAUAAUCCCUGUAAUAAACAAAAUUGACCAGCCAACUGCUGAUCCAGAUCGUGUUAAAGCUCAGCUGAAAUCCAUGUUUGAUCUUGACCCAAAUGGUGCUCUUUUAACUUCUGCGAAGACGGGUCAAGGUCUUGAGCACGUUCUUCCAGCUGUCAUAGAGCGAAUGCCUCCUCCUCCUGGGAACUGUAAUUCACCUUUGCGUAUGCUCUUGUUGGAUUCUUAUUACGACGAAUACAAGGGAGUAAUCUGCCAUGUGGCAGUUGUUGACGGCACUUUGCGGAAAGGGGAUAAAAUUUCAUCUGCAGCAACAGGUCAGUCUUAUGAAGUUUUGGACGUGGGAAUCAUGCAUCCAGAACUCACGCCUACUGGAGUCCUUUUAACUGGACAAGUGGGAUAUGUUGUCAGUGGCAUGCGCUCAACUAAAGAGGCACGGGUUGGGGAUACUUUGCAUCAAAGUCGAAGCAUUGUAGAACCACUUCCAGGUUUCAAGCCUGUAAAACACAUGGUGUUUUCUGGUGUUUACCCAGUUGAUGGAUCCGAUUUUGAGGCACUUAACCAUGCAAUAGAGAGACUCACAUGCAAUGAUGCUAGUGUCUCAGUCACCAAGGAGAGUAGCACGGCACUUGGUCUUGGAUUUAGGUGUGGUUUCUUAGGCUUGCUUCACAUGGAUGUCUUUCACCAGCGUCUUGAACAGGAGUAUGGAGCUCACGUCAUUUCUACUGUCCCAACAGUACCCUAUAUUUUUGAGUAUUCAGAUGGAAGCAAAGUACAAGUUCAAAAUCCUGCUGCUUUGCCCUCAAAUUCCAAACAACGGGUGACUGCUACUUGGGAACCGACUGUAAUAGCUACAAUAAUUAUCCCUAGUGAGUAUGUGGGUCCUGUUAUCACCCUUUGCUCUGAGCGGAGAGGGGAGCAGUUGGAGUACACAUUUAUAGAUAGUCAACGCGCCUUAAUGAAGUAUCGUUUGCCUUUAAGGGAAAUUGUGGUUGACUUCUAUAAUGAGUUGAAGAGUAUAACAUCAGGGUAUGCAUCGUUUGAUUACGAGGAUUCCGAAUAUCAAGCCUCAGAUUUGGUGAAACUUGAUCUUCUCCUGAAUGGACAACCAAUUGAUGCCAUGACGGCAAUUGUUCACAAUUUGAAGGCGCAACGUCUUGGUCGUGAUCUUGUGGAGAAGCUUAAGAAAUUCAUAGACAGGCAAAUGUUUGAGAUAACAAUACAAGCUGCCAUUGGAUCAAAGGUGGUUGCAAGAGAGACGGUUUCAGCCAUGAGGAAGAAUGUACUAGCAAAGUGUUACGGUGGAGAUGUGACUCGGAAGAGGAAGUUGUUAGAAAAGCAGAAGGAAGGAAAGAAACGAAUGAAGCGCGUUGGCUCUGUUGACAUACCACAGGAGGCUUUUCAUGAACUGCUGAAGGUUUCCUAGAUGGACCCUGUCAAAGAUUGGCUGUGUUUGUAACCACUAACAGGUCUUUUUGCCCCUUCUCUAUCCCUUCGACACUCAUAUUGGCUUUUGUGCUAUUCAUUACAAGGGUGCCUGAGAUGGGCAUCCAGUUUUGAGGAUCUUUCGGUGGAAAAUUGCUAUUUUGAAUAGAAAAGAAAGGAUAAUGAAUUGAUUUUAGUCGGAACUCAGAAACUUUGCUUGUCAUUUGAUUCUAAUUCAAUGUUCAUGCAUGCUUUUCUUCAU